CACGCACCGACACGCACCGACACGGCUGACUUCAACCCAAACUAACGGCGGAUAUUCAACGGCUUCACGCGCGGACGGCGCCGCCUGAAGGUCCAAGUCCCUCCGGAAGUGGUUUGGAGCUGAAAGUUGUCGGUGUUUCGGUUGAACUUGUCCGGGUCGUUGUUGUCGUUGGAGCAGGAGGAGGAGGUGAAAAUGUCCUGACCCAGCGACUCACAGGAGGAGAAACGAGCUUUAAGGAGGUGGAAGCUUAAACAAUGGCAGAGGCUCGGACUGAGGAGGAGGAGGACGCGCUGAGGAGGAGAGACGGAGGCCGCCGGCCGCAGAGCAGCUCCGCAGGUCGCCCUGACAGACGCAAGCCGGAGCAUCGCCACAGCCAGGGCCCCCUGUCGUCCAUCAGAGCCGUCAUCAAGAGAACCACAAGGCCGGUUUCUGUAGCGGAGACACCCAGAGACCAAGAGAGGGACCGGGACAGGGACCGGGACAGAGACCGGGACAGAGACCGGGACAGGGACAGGAGGCGACCACAGAUCAGCAUCCUGUCUGCAGAGCCGUUGCCCUCCACUUCCUGGUUUCCUGGAGCUGCAGCAGGAAUUCCUCCACCACCUCCUCCUCCGGCACAAGUCUGGGGACCCGCCAUCCAUCCGUCCAUUCAGCCUCCUCCGUCUUAUGAGGAGGUGAUUAGAGAGAAGACACAGGAGCAGGUUCUCCUCCCCUCUUCCUCCUCCACCUGUCCUGUAUCCAGGACGACCAUCGCCACGCAGACCGACCCCGGCUCUGUCCCGGACCCUCAGGAGCCUCCAGCGGUUAGACCAGCGAGACCGCCCCGCCCCCCGCUCCCCAACCCUCUAAAGUCUUCUGGCGUUGAUGACGUCACCAGGACUGACAGCCAAUCAGCAGUCCCAUCCUCUGACGCCGAUGGCGUGGCAUCAAACCCCCGCCCUCCAUCUGUGACACACAACUCCACCAGCGCACGAUGCUGCAACCUCACUGACCUGUGUUCACCUUCAACGUCAACGUGCGGCGCUCAAACCGACCAAUCGGAUCACAGUUUACCUGCCGCCGCCGCGUCUGAGCGCCCGAGGCCACGCCCCCGCACCAAGCUCGGCCGCAGGCCAAUCAGCAACGAGGUCAAAGUUCAGACGUUGGUGAAGCUGCGCGAGGACGGUUUGGCCACGCUAGCCGCCCGGGCGAGCAGCGGCAGUACGAACCAAGAGGAGAGUCAGGGGAAGUACCUCCAGGAGCUGCUGGAGGCGUUCAGCUCCGACGACUGGGGCCUCCCCGACCGGCGCAGUGACAGCGACGAGGGCAGCCAAUCAGAGGGCGAGGAGCAGGAGGAGGAGCAGGAGGACAUGGCCGCUCUGAGAGCGAGGAUACAAGCGUUCGAGCAGCACGGCAGCUGCAGAGAAGCUGAUGACCAAGAAACCGGACCUGCCGAGAGGUGUGCUGCUAAAAGACCAGAACCUCAGCCCCGCCUUCGUCUCCAGGGGCAACCGGCCAAAUCUGCCCCCCCUGCCGUUGCCCCAAAACCCAAAAACCUUUCUCCUGGCCCCAAACCUUCCAGCAAGGAGUUCUGGGAAGGUGAAGAUGUUUCAGCAGAACCAGAAAGCACAGCUGAAGGUCCGUCUGCAGAACCGUCUCCGAGUCCAGGACCCCAGCCCUGCAGAACCGCAGCAACAACACCGAAACCACGGCCCAUUACAGAAACCCCCAUCCCAGCCCCGAGACCGGCUCCACCCAAAACCAGCCCCUCCCCAACAAACCCCAGACCCCCACCCAGACCCGCCGUCGCCCCCAGAGCUCGUCCGGGGGCUCCACAGCAGGACCGGAGCUCCGUGGAGGCCGCAGGAGGAGCAGAGUCCAGCGCUGCAGCCCAGACUGCUCCAAACCUGGCUCCCAAACCCACAGCGGUCCCACCACCACGUCCAGAUCCAAACCCGGUCCCUGCCAGACCACCGUCUGUAGCCUCUGCUGCAGCUCCCAAACCUUCGGUACCAGCCAAACCCCCGACCCCGGCUACGAGGAAAGGCCCUGUGACCCAGACCAAAGCUGAACCUGCCAACCCUCCAAACCCAAAGUCCUCAGAUUCUCCUCCUCCUCCACGUCCAACGAGUGCUAAGCUCCUCCCUCCGCCAAGUUCUCGUCCUCCACCAAUCAAAUCCGCCCCCGAGAGACCGCCUCCUCCGGUCGUCGAUUCAGCACCCGCAGCCAAUCAGAGCCCUGCUUCUAAAGCUGCGCCCGCCCCCUCCACCCCUCCUGCCGGACAUCGUCCAUCGUCGCAGACGGCUUCGUCUUCUCCCGUGACAACCAAUCAGAUGCAAAGGGUAGUGAAGAAAGGCCCGCCUCUGCCGCCCCGCCCUCAGCUCGGACACCCCCUCUACAACAACUACACGAAGCAGGACGUCCUGAUCGUCCUGGAUGAUCCAGCUCCUGCACCCUCUGAAGGAACGGAUCAGACCACAGCCCCCCCUCUCAUCACCCCCUCCCAGAGUCUUCUUGACCAGGACCCCCAGCCAGAGCCGGUCCAGGAUCAGGACAGCCAGUCCAAACCUGCUCUAGAAGGAAACCAGCAGUCCAUCCUGUCGGAGCAGAAGGAGCAGAAGGAGCAGCCAGAUCCGCCUCCCGUCAGCGGCCCACGAUGCAUCGCUCUGUUCGACUACGACGGUGAGAAGGACGACGAGCUCACCUUCUCCCAGGGCGACCUCAUCGCCCUCCUGGAGCUCGUCGACGAGGCGUGGGGGCGGGGCCAGAUACACAAGCGGGUUGGAAUAUUUCCUCUGAGCUUCACAGAGGUGGUGGAGCCCCUCCCAGCGCCGACGACAUCAUCGGAGGCGACAGACGACGCUGCGAUGGAAAGUUCUGCGGCACUAAAACCUUCAGAGGAGUGGGUCGUAGCGCUGUUCGACUUCCCCGGUCAGACCUCGGAGGACCUCUCCUUCCACAGGGGGGCGCUGAUUGAAGUGACGGAGCACGUCGACGCAGAGUGGAGGAGAGGAAGGCUGGAGGGGCGAGAGGGUCUUUACCCCGCCGCCUUCACACAACCCCGCCACACUCAGCCGAUCACAGAUGGUCUUUCAGCAGCUAAAGACUCGGCCCGAGCUCUGUUUGACUUCACAGCCGAAGGCCAGGAUGAGCUCACGCUGAAGGUCGGUGACGUCAUCACACAGGUGGAGUCUGUCGACGAGCAGUGGAUUCUGGGAGUUGUGGGCGGAAGACGUGGGAUUGUCCCUAAGAACUACAUUUCAUUCCUCUGACCAGGAACCUCCUCCGUCAGCGGAUUUAAACAGAUCGGUGGUUUUAUACGGAUUAACGAGGACGCCAUGUUUGUUUUUAAGUGAACGUUUUUAUUCCCAGGUGGACGUUAAAGAACUUAAUUCAGCCUGGUAGGUUUUUAUUAAUAGAUUUGUUACUGACUGGAGAAGCAGGAAGCCCGAGGUGUGGUGGACGUUUUAAACGGACACUUGAUGGACUUCCUGGAAACUUCACUUCCUGUCUGCUCACGUCAUCUGGACUGGACGAGACUUUUGUCGACCCGUCAUUGGACUGAAGCUCCGACAGCACAGCUGUUUCAUCUCAGCACUCCUGAAACUGUUUGAUGGUUUCUGCACGAUGAGUCGGCUGAAGGACGUCCAGGAUGGAGACAUUUCUGCUGUAGGUGGCUUUCAUCCAUUUACAGGAUUUUAUUAAC
This is a messenger RNA of Nematolebias whitei (Rio pearlfish), 3685 nucleotides long. Its product is annotated as SH3 domain-containing protein 19. NCBI's taxonomy places the organism in Eukaryota, Metazoa, Chordata, Actinopteri, Cyprinodontiformes, Rivulidae. The record is from RefSeq and is a predicted model, not a curated record. Gene Ontology annotation, cellular component: ESCRT-0 complex. Gene Ontology annotation, molecular function: protein binding. Gene Ontology annotation, biological process: protein transport to vacuole involved in ubiquitin-dependent protein catabolic process via the multivesicular body sorting pathway.